UGCUGACAGGUUAUCACCGACGAGGCAGCUGGUUAUGGGUUUACAAGUUUGGUGCGAAAAGAUUGAAGUGCGGUGUCAGUGUUAAACUGCAAUUUUUGUAGUGUCUUUUCAUAGACCAGAAUUUCCGAUUAAACAUGUUCUCCGGACUAACAAACCAAGUGAGUAGCUGGAUGGGGGGUCCAGCGAAAAAAGAAGGGGAUCCUCAACAACCAGGAGAGGAGAAGUUGUCAUCUCCUGUGGCUGAUAUUGAGCCGAUUAAUAUAGGAGAAGGAGAUAAAAAAGAUGUGAGAUGGAUUUACACCAAAACCUAUGAGUCUUUAGUUAGAAUUGUCCAAUGA
Molecule: messenger RNA, 338 nt
Organism: Gryllus bimaculatus (two-spotted cricket)
Lineage: Eukaryota; Metazoa; Arthropoda; Insecta; Orthoptera; Gryllidae
Source: the annotation of a GenBank genome assembly